AUGGAAAGUCUUUCUCACUCAAAGACAUCGCCUAGUUGGGCUGCCUCCGACGUAUCUAUUUUCCGCCAGUUGUGCCCUCGGUGGUCUCCCACCUGUUGGAACCACCAGAUUUGUUUAAGCUUUCUUCGUGUAGGAUUACUCUGGAGGCUACGCCGGUCAUUCACCGAGAUGGGUUUUUUCCGUUGUCUCUCUUUCUCCAGAUCUCGUGGAGGCGCUUCACCGGAAAUUCCUCAACUAGUGUCUUCUUCUUGGGAUCCGCCUUUGAUUCCCAAAGAAUUAUCUCCCUUCAUGGGAAAUGCUACACCGUCGAUUUUUCUCUUCUGGCUCUUCAAAAAUUCGAACGCUUUGGACUCUUCAAGAGUCUGGUGACUCCAUUAACAUUGGGUUCCCUUUCGGUCACUCUGUGUGAUGGACUUCUCACCACUAUAAUCUCUAGAUUGUUAGAUCUGGUGGUUAGAGAUCUUGUAUCGGCCGAGCAUGUCUCACCAUUCCACCAUCGUGCCCUAAAGUCAAACCACCUUCUCCACCUCGUUUGAGACAUUCCUCCGCAAACUGGAAUGGUUCUCCGAUGAUCAACGACCGCCCUCCUCUACCCUCAAAACGCUAUAGUUUCUCCUAGAGUUUCUAGUGAUGGACAAAAUUUGGGCAUAUUUAGUAGUGGGCUAUGAUCUGGAUUUGCUUCUAAUGCACUUUACAUAUCAAAUACCCAACCCAAAAUUGUUUUUGCAAGAGAACAUCUUCAAAUUCCUCCC
Arabidopsis thaliana (thale cress) is the source of this 752-nucleotide messenger RNA. RefSeq lists its product as uncharacterized. Lineage: Eukaryota; Viridiplantae; Streptophyta; Magnoliopsida; Brassicales; Brassicaceae. The coding region runs from base 1 to 369 and encodes 122 amino acids. The record is from RefSeq and is marked reviewed. The transcript is spliced from 2 exons.